GUGAAUGUUAAGUUUCCGACGACGCGCAAAGACAGAUGGGAUAAUGGGAAAUUGCUAUAAACGAUAAAGAUAUUGAUACCUUUCCAUGCUGUGAUUGGGAUACUAAAAGAAGGAAGAUAGUAACAACAUUUUUGUCAUUUGAAGUUUCUUUUGUUGAUGAUUUUUGUUUUGCAGACUCAAAUUAUUGAAAUGCUCGGGAAGAAAGGGAAAACAAAUAUUUAAAAUCGCGUUCGUGAUCGAGAUAUGUUAUUGUUAUAUGAUAUUGUAGCAGUUUUAUAAAGUUAAUUUGCGAGCUUCGUUGUGUGGCUACUGUAUUUGAUAUUUGACAUGAUUUCCUUGAACGUUUGUCUUCUGGAUGAUACCAGUGUCAAGUUUGAUGUUGAGGGCAAAUGGAAAGGUCAAGAGCUUCAUGAUCUUGUGUAUAAACAUCUAAAUCUUUCUGAACGAGAAUAUUUUGGGAUUCAGUUUUAUGACAAGCACGAUCAACUGUGUUGGUUAGAUCCACUAAGGUCAUUAAACAAGCAAGUAAAAGAUCCUGCAAAGACACUGUUUCGAUUUGGUGUAAAAUUUUAUGCUGCUGAUCCUGUUCAGCUGCAGGAGGAACUAACAAGGUAUUUAUUUGCAUUACAAGUUCGUAAAGACUUGCUCAACGAAAGAUUGGUUUGUAACAAAAAAACAGCAUGUUUGCUGGCGUCAUAUUAUGUUCAAGGUGAACUUGGAAACUGGGAUCCAGUCUCACACCCUCCAGGUUAUCUCAGAGAAAGUCAGUUUUUCCCAGAACAGACAGAUGAAGAUGAAGCUCUUAUAAUGGACUUCCAUAAGCAACACAAAGGAGAAAGUCCUGCUGAUGUUGACCGCAAUAUACUGGAUGUUGCACGAAGACUUGAUACCUAUGGCAUUACACUAUAUCCAUGCAAGGCUGAAGACAGUGCACCAUUGAAUAUUUCUGUGGCUCACAUGGGUGUCGUUGUCUUUCAAGAUAAGGAUCGUGUCAAUACAUUUUCAUGGGCUAAUAUAAGAAAACUGAGUUUUCACCGACGGAAAUUUCUCAUAAAGCUCCAUCCAGAGUUGAAUGAGCAAGACACUUUGGAGUUUAUGAUGGAAAGUCGCGAUAAAGCAAAAUCUUUCUGGAAACUGACGGCUGCCACUCACACAUUUUUUAGACAAUAUCAGCAAAAAUCUGUCAAUAAACCGAAAUCGAAAAUUUUUGGUCGUGGCUCUAAAUAUCGUCACAGCGGUCGAACUCAGAGAGAAGUUAUGGAAAAUUCACAUGAUAAAAAUUUCAGAAAUGAUUCUACCUUCAAUAGGUCUCAGAGUCUGCGACUACCAUCCUCUAACGAUAACUCGCUAAGUAGCUUAAGAUCAUCUCCACGUCCUUUGAUUGGUUAUGGCAAUGUUGAAACAAGAAUAAUUGAAGCUGAUUAUCCUAUUGAAAGCAGUUUGGCAUCAAUGGGGUCAAAUGAUGAAAGUGGACAUCUUUAUUUACCCGAACGUCAUAUUUCAACGGAACAAUCUCAAGAAGAACUAAAUAUUGAUCAUCUCCAUAAUAGAAUGUCACCUAACGAAACCUUUCUGCAAGCUGGAAGCGAAAAUGCACAUUGUGCCACCGUCAAUGGCGAGCAUGAAAUUGCUUCUGGGGAAUCAAAAUCUCUGCUGAACGGAGAGCAUGAAGCAUCCGUCAAUGAACUAAAUGUUACAACGUUAACAUCAACUGUGGCGUCCGAUUCAGAAAAUGAUGAAUUAAGUCAAGAUUUGUUUAGUGAAGGUUCAUCAAUAUCUUCUCUUUCCUCUCCUCUGAGUACAUAUAGAAGUGCGGACUCCUUAGAUACAAAGAUACCUAUAGGUACUGCGUACCACGUUGCGAGAGAAAUCCUGCAAACAGAACGAACUUACGUUAAAGAUCUGGAGGUCAUAACAAUCGCAUUUCGCAAUGCAGUGUUUGAGAAGGAAGCCUUUCCAGAUGAUGUAAAGGAACUAUUGUUCAGUAACUUUGAUCCAUUGUACGACUAUCACUGUCUAUUCCUUGGGCAAUUGCAGCAAAAACUUACACAAUGGGAAAUUGACGAGAGCAAUGAUUGUCAUAAAAUUGGCGAUAUAAUGUUGAGUUGUAUAUCGCAAAUGAAGAACUUUAUUGGUAUUGUGAGAAAUCAUGAGAAGGUUCUUCUCGCUCUGUAUAAGACAACAAAAAGUUCACCUGAAUUUAAGAAAUUAUACAAAGAAUUCGAGCUUCAACCUGUAUGCUACCUUAGCCUUAAUGCAUUUAUUUUGAAGCCUUCUCAAAGAUUGAUAUAUUAUAAAUUUAUAAUGGAAAAGUUAGUUCAGUUUUACACCACAGGUCAUGCCGACUACCAAGACUCAAAAGUGUCACUUGAAACAAUUAUUGAAAUCCUGGAAGAAUUAGAACAAUCCACAAAAGUCUUAGAAAACUAUCAAAGAUUGAUUGAGCUGGAAAGAGAUCUUAUUGGUUUGGACAAUCUUGUUCAAGGAGAAAGGAAAUUUGUACGUGAAGGUUGCUUGCAAAAAAUUUCACGAAGCGGCUCCCAACCACGAAUGUUUUUUCUGUUUUCAGAUGUUUUGAUUUUUACAAGUAGAGGUGGAAAUGCCACUAAUCAGUUUAAAGUCCACGGAAAAUUCCAACUUCAAUCCGUAAAGAUUGAAAAAGGUGACGAUAUGCAUGGUUUGUUUUGCUUCAAUUUAAUCACAGAAGAUAAAACAUACAUAGUAGCGGCCACGACAUUAAAUGAAAGAGCAAAAUGGAUGGAGGACUUGAAUGUGACAAUUAUGAAAGCCAAAAAUAAUUCUUUACCAAUCAUUGAUGAAGUUGUUGUCAGCAUAACAGACCCUGAGGAUGGCGAUAAUGAAGAAAAGAAAAAUAAAACAACUUCUCUUGAUAAAAGACAUGCAUGUUCUAGAACUAUGUCUACCAGGAGAGUGUGUUGGCAUAGAAACACUAGUGUCAGUACUGUAGAGUACAGUAUUGCUGUCAGGAAUCAGUUGUCUGGUCAAUUACAAAGAAAAUAUAAAAGUGGCGAUAAAUGGCAGAAACUGUUUGUUGUUUUAACAAAUUUCUGUUUGUUCUUUUACAAAACUCACGAGGACGAGCAGCCAUUAGCAAGUCUUCCUUUGAUUGGUUAUGCCGUCACUAAACCAGACGAAAAUGACAAAAUAAUGAAAGAACUCGUCAUUAAACUUCAAUAUAAAACCCAUGUUUACUUUUUUCGGGCAGACAGCGAGUUUUCAUAUUUUAGAUGGAUGGAGGUAAUGUGUAGUGCUACUCAGAAUUCCAGUCGAACACGAUUGUUUAGUCGACAAACCAGUAUUUUGCCAUAAAGUAUGGUAGGAUUUAAUAUCUUUUUAUGUCGAAAAACUUCAAUCGUGGUAAACCGUGCCAGAAAUUUUAGUAUGAUACAAUUUUUGUUUUAUUUUGUGUUCAAGAAAUAUAUACAUGUAAAUUAUAUAUACCCACGCAUUUUACGAAAACAAUACAACAUACCAUUUGAAAAAAUUA
Xenia sp. Carnegie-2017 is the source of this 3508-nucleotide messenger RNA. RefSeq names its product FERM, ARHGEF and pleckstrin domain-containing protein 2-like. The transcript is spliced from 36 exons. Gene Ontology annotation, molecular function: guanyl-nucleotide exchange factor activity; cytoskeletal protein binding. NCBI's taxonomy places the organism in Eukaryota, Metazoa, Cnidaria, Anthozoa, Malacalcyonacea, Xeniidae. Gene Ontology annotation, cellular component: cytoskeleton. The record is from RefSeq and is a predicted model, not a curated record. Bases 328 to 3330 code for a protein of 1000 amino acids.